AUGACGGUAAGAAUUUAUAAUUUUUUUUUUUUUUCAUUUAUAACACGCCAAUUUGUAUAAUUUGAUAUUUCCGGUGCAAAGGCGCGAGUCACCUCACAAAAUAUACGAAUAGCCUCCCGUUCUUAUCGUAAAUAAAAAGAUUAAUAUACACUAGUUGACUCCAAUAAUUAGGUAAUUCAUAGUUAUAUACGAUUUGUCUCCCAUAUAGAAUACAGUAAUGGUUCAUAAACUAAACUGAAUUUAAUAUAAUAUUUAAAAAUUGUAUUAAAAAUAAUAAGAGAAUAAUUGGUCAAUAAAAAUUAUUUUUAAUUUUUUACCCCUACUCCAUAUACCUUAAAUAAGUGCAUACUUUUGAUUUUCAAAUAGGAACGCCCUCCCUCUUUUGAACACUGAUUUGAAUAGAGAAUAUUUUUCUAGAAAUUUUGAUAUGAACCACACUAAUAUCAUUGAUAUCAAUCAAUGGUUGUUAUAACAGAAUUGCAUCUCGGGUAAAGCAUAAUAAGCGGCUAGAACACAGUGUAGUGUGUUAACAUGCCAACCGUCAACAGUAUCAGCUCGUUUUUUUAUAACUUAUUAUAAAUAAUUGGGCAAUGAAAUCGAAAUAAAAGUACGCAGACAUUGCGUAGAUAUACAUGGUUCUUUCUUAUGCGCACUAGAUUUUCAGUAUCUUCAUUAUACAAUACACAAGUAUGAUGUGAGAAAAGUAGUGGUUCGUUAUUCGUUAUUUCGUAAACAAUUUAUUUAAUUUAAUUAUGAUUCAUGAUAAUUACGCAGUAAAUACUUACUUAUGAUGAUAACACGGGAAUAUUUUGUAAAUUCAAAAUGAAAGUAAAUUUAAAUAUUUUUAAGUUGAUCAAUUUUUAUUUAUUAAAAAAUUUUGAUAAAAUUGUCUAUACAUACGAUGUAAAUUUAACCAAAAAUAUAAAUAGAUACAUGUUUUGCUAUAUAUUAGGUAAUUUUCCUGCAAUUUCAAAAACACUAAAUAAUAAUAUUACCAAUAUAAUUAAACCCCAAUAAUUUACUUAAGUUAGAAAUAGGUGCCUAUGUUUAAAGUGUAUACAAUUACUUGUGAAUUUCAAUUUCGAAUUAUGUAUUCUGGCUGUACAUGAUUUCAGAUUCCGAGCGUAGCGAAAGAGCGAUUGAUUUUAUAAUGCUGUUUAUUUUUUUUUCUUCUUUUUCUUUGUUCUAGUCUGUGGACACAUUUUUUUCUAGGAAACGUGCUCUACUUUUUACGUAUAGCAACUUUUCUGAUAGUUUAAGUUGUCUAAAUGGUACUUUAAAGUGGUUAUUUUGAUUUUUGAUGCUCUUUAUUAAAUAAAAUUACUUGAGUGGGAUAAAACGUAGAAGAACGUACAAUUUCACGAUUUUAUUAUUUUAUAAAAACACGGACGACGUUUUCUACUAGAAAAAAUGAUUUAAUCAAAAAAUCACAAAAAAACUUUUCGUUGCCUUUUUUAUUUACUUUCUUAAGGUAUCAUUUCCAAAACUUUUAAGCCACUUUUGAGCUUUGAGAGAGUUUUAAUUUUUAGGUUUUUUUUUUGCUGUAAUUCGGUUAUAAAUACACGUAGAGACUUUAAACUUGAUAAAAAUACUUAUAUUGGACUUAACUAGAUGUGUUAAAAUUUCCAAAAUCAUCAGACGACUUUUUUUUUUUAAUAAGCGUUUUGAAAUCGAAUUCAAACGAAAAUCGCCAAAAAAUUACGGUAUUUAAAAUUAUUUAUUACCGAAUUGCGCUCGAAUUCGUCUUUCGUCAAGUAAUGGUUUAUCGUUGCUUACAGAUUUAUUAAAUGAAAUAACUUUUUUUAUAUUACCUUUCCAACUUCUCACUUACAACAGUGGCCGCUCCAAUCCCCGGUAUCAGUUUCUUUUUUUUUGUAAUGACACCGUUAAAAAAUCAGGGGCGCGUAAAAUAUUGGAAAAUAUGUUGUCAAGAUCAUAUUUUAUUUUGUAGGAACUGUAUUUUGUUGGAAAUGUACUUUUUUAGAACUAUAUUUGUCGGAAAAAGAAUUUGUCAGAAAGUAUUUUGUCGAAACCGUAUUAUGGCGGAAAAAGAAUUCGUCGGAAAGUACUUUGUAGGAAAUUAAUUUUAUUGGAACUGUAUUUUGCCAGGAAGUUUUUUUUUUUAGAAAAAUAAUUAGUCUGAACAUAUUUUGUCGGGAACGGAUUUUAUUGGAAAUAUAUUUUAUUGGAAAAUAAUUUUUAUUCAACGACGAUAAGAUGCAGUCACGAAUGCAGUACGUAUGAUAAAAUUACGUUGAACAAUUCCGACAAAAUACUUUCCGAUGAUAUAGUUUUCAAACAAAAAUACGGUUCAACAAAAUAUUUUUUGACGAAUUAUUUUUCUGAAAAAAAUUUUCCGACAUCAUAUUUUUCCGAAAAUAAACUUUCUUACUUAACAUUUUUCCAACAAAAUAUGUUUCCAACGAAAUAUUUUCCGACAGAAUAUUUCCCAAAGCUUUAUUUUUCCGACAAAAUACUUUCUAACAAAUUAUAGCCCUCCGAAAUAUCUUGUGUACGUGCCUCACGCCGAAAUGGCCGUGUCCACUCAAAAUCUGUAUCCCUCUCAAAAAAAUGGUAAGCAAAUUUAAUUUUUUUAAUAUGAUUCUUAUAUUUUUGUUUAGAGUUUUCAAUGGAUCGGUUUGGUGUUUUUGAUAGCGAUAAUUAAUGACGUGUUUUCCAUAGUAAAUAUAGAGGUUUCGAAUGAUGUUAUGAAACAUACAACAGUAAAAUACCCAAUUACUGGGACUACAUACGAAUUCCGCAUAGCGGCGAUCAGUGACUUGGAGAAAAAGUCGAAAAGCCUUUUGGGGCCUAAUGUGUGGUCGACAUAUUUGAAGAAGGGGUGUUUGAUUUACAAUUCCAAUUCUCAAGCAAUUUCCGUAAAUUGGGACAGUGGAUUGGAAAAAGGUGAAAUUCACUAUACUAAUAACUCGAAUGUAGAUGGCCGAGGUUUCGAAAUGUCGGAGAUGGUAACUUUUUACGGUCAAUUGUUGGCCGCCGAUGAUGAAACAGGAAUACUUUAUAAAUAUGAUAAAGGAGAUUUUGUGUAUUGGCACAUUGUUCCGGCAAAUAAUGAAGGUAAUAAUUCGUUUAAACAUACCUAAGUACUUAUUAUAAGAGGGAGAAAUACAGGUACAUAAAAGUUUAGGUAUACCGUAUUAUGAACAUAUGAUAUUAAACAAUUUUACAUUAUAAGUAUUUCAAAGAAGUUAUAAGUUACAAAAAUGUGUAACUUUUUUUUUAAAUUGUUGAAAACUCAUUUUUGGUGAGUAAAAUGCUUUGAUAUUUGAUCCAUGCAGUAUCCUAAGAAAAAUGCGGAAUUUUCAAUUGGUUGUAUAUUUUAAAAACAGGUCUCGUAAAAUUUAAAAGUUCACCUCCUAAUAUCUUUCAUGAUAUUUGUGAAUUUCAGGGGUUUUUCGAUAACAAUGAAAAGAACUAUUCUACUCCACACAUUAUCGUAUUAUUUAUCGUUUUCAAGGAUUUACCGUUGCAUAUAGAAUCGUAUUACAUUUACUGGGUUUUUAUGACAUAGUUCUGUUUGCCCCGAAAUUUUGGUUCAAUAUGCAAAAAUACGCAAAAUAAAUUAAUUUUAUUAAAAUAAAAUAGAUUAAUUAUAAUUCGUAAACGUUAUUAACAUAAAGUUAAAAAUAUGCAGUAAAAUACGAAUUCGUACUCUAGUUAUAAGCCACCAAUAAAAUAGGAAUACACAUUCGAAAAGUUUGAUAUCGGUAAAUUAAAAUCAUUAAAUAAUAAUAAGAUAGUAUUUUUAACAUAAACAUUCGAUAAAUGAAAAUACAUUUUAUUUGAUUUAGGAGCACAGGGACAAUCACCUUCAGAACAUGGUCAAGGUGAAAAGAACAGUAACACACAUAAAGGUAAAAUUAUUAUGAAAUAACAAUUUAAUGUUGAUAUUUACAGUUUAAAGUUAAUGUAGAAAAAAGUAAGUUGAGUUGAAGUUAUGUGAAUUAAAACUGCGAACUAAAAAAUGAAGUUAAAUAGUUAUUAUUAUUAUUAUUAUUAACUAUUUAAAUUAAAAUUUUAAAAGUCUGUUACAAAUAAUUACAAAUAAGUUUAAUGAGUUAAAAAUGAUUUCAAGUUAAUUUAGUUAGCUUGGAGGGGGGUACAGCCACUCCAAUUAUAAAUUGAUUAUAACUCUAGUAUAGUGGGGUUACAAAUUUUAAAAAGUUGGUUAAAAAUUAAAAGAAAAAUAAUACAUUUAAUUUCUAUCGAUUUGGUUAAUGUAAUAGGCUCACAUGAAGUUGGCUCCUCAUUGAGAAACAAGUUUUAAAUUGUGAACGAUGAGGUUAAAAAUUCUGCAAAGUUCAUUACAACUAGUUACAAAUUUAAAAAAAUUAGGUUACGAAUAUUUUAGAUGUUUUUUAGUGAAGUGGAGGGGCUAAAUUCAAAUACGUUAAUAUUACAGCGUAAUAAAUUUUCCGUUGCAAGUUCUGCAGUCGGCCACAAGAUGAAUCAUAGAUAUAGAUAGAUCAAAUUAAUAAUUUGUUAUUAUUAUGUUUUACAGUUUGGUAAGCAUGAAAUAUCAAAUAUGUAUACAAUGUAUAUCUGUAAAAACAUUACCCCAUCUAGAUAAUGAGAUUUAUUGGGUUUUUCUGUUCUAUCCAAAAAUACCGAUGAAUAUUAAUUUCACCAUUUAUUGGUUAUUAGGUUUUUAAGGUAUUAAAUUACAAUUCUUUUUUUAAUUAGGUUAUAUGGCUUGAAUUAGUUUAAGAACUUUAGAAUUUUUGUGGUGGUGAUCGCAUUGUUUUAAUGGCCUUAAUAUUUAAGAUUUUUGAUUAAAUUAAAAUAAGAUUCUAAAUAGAGCGAAUAAGCGUAUGAUUUUACAAAGAUGUUUAUUUUAUUUUUUCUGUGGACAACUUUUCUAUCAGCAAUUUUGCUCCAACUUAGAAGAAUAAUGUUGCAUAUAGCAACAUCGUUAGUAGAAUUUGAUAUAAAUGAUAAUCCAGUAUAAUGUUGUUACACACCAAAUAAUAAUAAAAUAGCGUCUUUCAUUUAAUGCUUGUCAUAAUAAAAAUAUACAUUAAAUAUUUAUUGAUUUAUAUUUUAUUUCAUUAAAAAAAGAAUCAAAUGUGGAGCUGUCAAUAUCCUCAGAACAUGCCGUUUCAAGUUCUGAAGUCUCCCCACCAGGUCAAUCGAUAGGUAAAGUAGAUACAAUUAACACUUUUAUUGUAUUUUUAUAUGUUUAGUUUUGGCAUUCUUGGAAUGCUUGUGUUAUUUAAUGAAUAUCUUUAAGUAAACAACCUCAUCUCAAAAUACAAUAAGACUUAUGUUGAGUUUUUCGAUGGUUUUUAAAAUGUCCAAUUUUUAAAUUAAUAAAUGAUACCUUAUUUCGACCAUGGAAUCGAAAAAAUCUUUUGCUCCGCUACAUAAAAUCAUGGAUUUGAUUUAUGUUGAAUACCUACUUUAAUUAUGUUGUUAAUAUGACAAAAACUAGCAUCAGAAUAAUUUUUUUAACACAAUUAAAGUGUCUUGCAAAUGUAGACCCCUUCAUAAAAAUAUCCAUCAAAAAUGAUCUUUAUUUUCAAGUGGCUAUGCAUUAGUCACAAUAAAAUCGAUCGCAUGCCAUUUUUCGAUUGGAGUAAUACUUGUAAUACAAAAUAUAUUUUGAAAAACUAAAAACAAUAAAAUCUAUAACGCUGCGUACGUAGUCUUGUUUAUAUUUGCAGUUUUAACUAAAAUUUUCUUUCAAGUUUUUCCCUUUGAAAAUUAAAAAAAGAAUUUCUCAGGAGGAUUGUCCAAAAACGAUAUAAAUGGUAUGAUAUAAAAGGUUAUUUCAUUUAUACUUCUAUGUUACGACAGAUAAAUGCUAAUAAAAACAACUCAGAGUGAAGUUUCGUUUUAAUUUUUUUUUUUUUUUUUACUGAUCAAUUUUUUAACAUCGGUGACAAUAGCCAUUAGUUACAAUUUUUUUGUUUUAUAUUUAGUUAUACAGCAUGGAUUUGUUUAAGAACUUUACAGUUUGUGUGGUAGUGAUUACAUAGUUUUACAGCUCUUAAUAUUUAAGAUUUUUGAUUCAAUUUUUUUUUUUUUUGACUCCUUGUUAUAAAUUGUAUUAUUGGUCAUUGAGGAAAGGGAGAUACAUAAGACAUCGUUGAAUUUAUAAGUCAUUCAGUAGCAAGAUCGUAAGUAGAAGUUGAUAUAAGUGAUAAUCCAGCGUAAUAUUGUUGCAAACCAGAUCGGAAAAAAAUUACGUCUUUCACUUAAUGCUUGUUUUUAUGAAAAUAUACAUUAAUUAAUUAUUAAUGUCCAUUCUAUUUUAAUUGUUAUUUGUUCACAUUUACCCGCAAAAAAAGAAGGAGGAAAUUUGAAGCUUUCAGCAUCCUCAGAACAUACCGAUUCAAGUUCUGAAUUCGCCUCACCAGGUCAAUCAAUAGGUAAAGUAGAUACAAUUAACAUUUUUAUUGUAUUUUUAUAUGUUUAGUUUUGGCAUUCUUGGAAUUCCUGUGUUAUUUAAUGAAUAUCUUUAAGUAAACAACCUCAUCUCAAAAUACAAUAAGCCUUGUGUUGAGUUUUUCGAUGGUUCUUAAAAUGUCCAAUUUUUAAAUUGAUAAAUGAUACCUUAUUUCGACCAUAGAAUCGAAAAAAUCUUUUGCUCCGCUACAUAAAAUCAUGGAUUUGAUUUAUGUUGAAUACCUACUUUAAUUAUGUUGUUAAUAUGACAAAAACUAGCAUCAGAAUAAUUUUUUUAACACAAUUAAAGUGUCUUACUAAUUCAAACUGACCCCUUCAUAAAAAUAUCCAUGAUUAAAUAAAAUAAUAAAUAUUUAAACAAGUAUGGACAUUAUUAUCAGUAAAUAAAUUACAAAAUUAAUAUUUCCUAAAUAUUCUACUAUUGAAACAUGAACACCUGCGUGUUCAUUAUGUUACUCAAUAAACACGGCCGAUGAACAACCCGUAUACCUAUUAUAAUGUGUAAAAUAAUGAAAGGAUCUAUAAUUUGUAUCAUUGGUCAUUGGGUAGGGGUAUACGUCAAGACAUCGUUAGAUUUAUAAAUCAUUCAAUAAAAACAUCGCUAGUAGAAUUUAUUAUAAGUUCCAGCAUAAUAUUGUUGAAUACAAAAAUAGUAAUAAAAUUGUAUCUUUGACGUAAUAGCUUGUCAUAGUGAAAAUACGCUUUAAAUAUUGAUUAAUUUAUAUUUUAUUAUUAUGGUUAUUUAUUCUAUUCAAGAACUCGUAAAUGAACAUGAAACAAUUGAGGCGAAAAUUUCUUCAGAAAAUACCAGUCAACCACCACAAGGUAAAAAUACAAUUAACACCUUGAUAUUAUUAUUAUGUUUUCUAAUAAAAUGAUAGUAAAAAAAAAUAAAUGCAGAUUAUAAGGACCGGUGUGUCACUGGUUUAAGCGGAAAGUUGGAAUAUUGGAUAUAUUAAUAAUUUAUUAAUAUCUGUAAAUAAUGAUAAAUCAAUGCUUAAGAAAAACGUUUCAGAAAAAAGUUCGGUUAUACAAUUUCAAUGGCUGUAAUAUUUACAAUUUUGGUUUAAAUUUCUUAUUAAAAUUAUUAUUUUUUUUUCAAAAGAAACUGGCAUAGGAUAACGGGACUGGUGCAGCCACUGUUAUAGGUAUUUGAAUGUACACCUGUAAGUAACGAUUACCCAUCGCUAAAGAAAAAACGAUUCUUAGGUUGUCUAUUUUUCCGUUUUUCAUACGUUUUUUCCCAUUUAUUAUGAAUUUAGCUUGGAAAAUCAAAAAAUAACCUUUUUAAAGUACCACCCCAGUUAGAUUUCCUUUCGGAAAAAAUGCUAUCAUUGUUAAUCGAAGCCAAAUCGCUGGAAAAAAAUAAUAAAUAAACAUCGUUAUAAAACCAAUAAAACCAUUCCUCACUUUACUCAGAACCUAACAUAAGACUAUUGUGAGAAAAAAUAAGAAUAAUAUAUACCAACAGGUCUUCGUCGAAAUUCGUUUAUGUGUUGCACACUAGACGGACGGUGACUACAAACUCUUUAAAAUUGAAAUUUACCCGUGACGGGCAUAGGCCAUAGUGUCGUUUAUAAUGUAGACAGUUCACUCGUAUCAAAAAUUACCUUUAUCAUCAGUGACUAUGCAUUAGGCACAAUAAUAUCGAUCUCAUGCCAUUUUUCGAUUGGAGUAAUAUUUGUGUUAAAAAACAUAGUUUGCAAAAAUUAAAAAUUAAUAAAAACAGUAACGCUGCGUCAUGCGGUGUGUCGUUUUUAUUUGCAGUUUUACCAAUAAUUUUUUUUCAAGUUUUUCCCAAUUAUUAUGAAAUCCCUUUGAAACAUCAAAAAAAAAAAAAAUGUCUCGAUACACUAACUAGAUAAAAAAUCAUUUCAGAAAUGAAGGAACACUCAGAUAGAUGGUCCAGAAUUAAUAUUAAUGGUAAGAUAUAUAAAGUUAUUUAAUUUAUAUCUGUAAGGAACGAUAAAUUAAUGCUAACAAAACAAUUUAAAACGAAUUACCUUUCAAUUUUUUUUUUUUUUUUUUACUGAUCAAUUUUUUAACAUUGGUUACAAUAGCCAUUAGUUACAAUUGUUUUGUUUUAUAUUUAGUUAUACAGCAUAGAUUUCUUUAAGAACUUUAGAGUUUGUGUGUUAGUGAUUACAUUGUUUUAAAGCUCUUAAUAUUUAAGAUUUUUGAUUCAAUUUUUUUUAAACUCCUUUUUAUAAAUUGUAUCAUUGGUCAUUGAGGGAAGGGGGAUACAUCAAGACAUCGUUGGAUUUAUAAGUCAUUCAAUAGCAACAUCGAUAAUAGAAGUUGAUAUAAGUGAUCAUCCAGCAUAAUGUUAUUGCAAACCAAAUCGUAAAAAAAAGCGUCUUUCACCCAAUGCUUGUUAUUAUGAAAAUAUACAUUAAUUAAUUAUUAAUUUGCAUUCUAUUUUAAUUGUUAUUUGUUUACAUUUACCCGAAAAAAAAGAUGAAUUAGAAGCGUUAAAGAAAAAAACUUCAGAAAAUACCGGUGCUAAUUCUGCAGUCACUGCACAAGGUCAAUCAGCAGGUAAGAUACAAUCUUAUACAACACCUUUAUGGUAUUUUUAUUUGUUUAGUUCCGGUGUUUUUGGAAUGUCUGUGUUAUUUAAUGAAUAUCUUUAGGUAAACAACCUCAUCACAAAACAAAAUAAAUAUAAAAUAUAUAAUUAUAUUGAGUUUUUCGGUGGUUCUUUUAAUGUCAAUUGUUAUUUAAUAAACAAGUCCCCCAUUAGUAAUCAAUUAAAUAAUAAUGCAACAAUUAAGAUUCUUAGAGUUUAAAAUAAUUUUAUCAUAAUGCCGUAAAUUUGUCAGUUUUUAAUUAGACUUUUUUGGGGUUUUUCAUAAAUGAAAAAUUAGAUUUAUUCCACAUAAUUUUUUACUCGAAAUGUUUUCUUCAACAUUUGAUAUUAAUACUCCUUUAAAAAAAAAAUACUACAUUAAACCCAAUUUUUUUUUUCAUCACAAAGUAAGACUUUCAAUGAACCCCCUGUUAAUUUUUCACUCAUUUAUGUUUAUUCUAACAAUUUUACCACAUAGUACUUACCGAAUAAAAAUUACGUACAAAACUCACAAUAUUUAAAUGUCUAUAAAUGGCUCAAAAAUGGCUUAAUUUUUUUGAAAAUUUUACGACAACUAGAAAAGGUAAAUAUACGUUUUCUGUACAUAUUUUAAGUCUCUACAAAUAUUUUUAACUGAAUUAUAACAAUGUAACAAAAUUUAAAAAAUAACAAAAGCAUAAUUUUCGUAAAUGUCCCAUUUUUCUUAUGUUUUAUCCGGGUUUUUUCCCAAAUAUUAUGAAAUCUACUUGAAAAAUCAAAAAAUGACCUCUUAAAAGUACCAUAUGCACAAUAUUUCCUUUCAGAAAUUAUUUCACGCGUAUAUAUCGGAGAAAGAUUUCUGGUAGAAUUUGUGUACACAAUAUAAAAAAAAAUAAAUAAAAAAUAAACAUCUAUAUAAAACUAAUACAUUCUUCGCAUUCAAAAUUUAAAAUCAUGAAAUAAAUAUAUAAAUAAAAAUAGAAUUAUAGUAUAAAUUAAAUAAUUUUUUUCUUUUGUCAUAUUAUGAAAUAUGAUAGAAAUCCCGAAGUACGACACUAUCACAAAAACGUUAUUUCAUAUAAUAAGUACACAGUCAAUGAGAAACUGAGAACUACGAUUAUAACUAUGUGAAGAGUGGUACUUCCGGUACGUAUCACAAAAGUGCUGACUGCUGACACGCCUAUUUAUUUCGUCAGAGGUAUAAUGACUUAAUUUGAAGCAUUCAACUAGGUUACAUUAUCCGAAAAAGUGUUUCCCAAGAACUUAAGACACAUCGUAGUAUUACUAAAAAGUAAUAGCUUCUUAGUUAUGUAUAUAAAAUAUUAAAAAUUAUAAUUUAAUCUUAAAUUUAACUUAGACAAAUAUUUUGUCAAUAAUUAAGGAGUUUAUUAAGGGUAAGGAUUAUUAAGUUUUUAUUAAAAAAUUCAAUAAUGUAAAACUAUAUCACUUCAUUUCCACCCUGUUGCCAUUCCUAAUAGUAUUUGGUUGAGACAAUUUGUAUUAUUCAUUCUAAAAUAAGAAAAUAAUAUUCAUCUGAUGCAUUUUCCGACGGUAAAUUGAAAAUGUCAAAUAAUCACAAAAUAGAAUUUUCGAUGUAAGGAAACGACCUCGUGCUAAUAUACGUUGAAUAAUAUUUAAUUUGAUUUAGCAUCGUCGCAACAAGAUCAUGGAAACCAUAAAUUGAAAAAAAUUAUAGGUAAAUAUUACAGUUUAGUAUUAUUAUUUAAAUUUUCGGUAAACCUGAGUAUAUUUUUAUAAUGACUAGGUAUGUGGAAGUACCUACACCGUCAGUCUGGACACGUCUAGAUAAUAAUGCAAUGUGCAUAAUUUCGUUUUUUUGUCAUUUCUAAAGGUAUUAAUAGUUUAUAAUAACCUAAUAAUUUGGUUACCUCAACCUAAUAUUAACAAUCUAAUUCGGUUAGUUUAUCUCCCGUCAUUAUAUAUAAUACAUCGAGCAUAAAUAUCGAUCGUUAAUAUAUUAUAAGCUAAUAGGCCAUGUGGUUUUAUUCUUUUUGAAUAUCGUUUUUCUUUUAUUAUUCUACAACUCUGCAUCUACAUGAACAUUUGGCAAUUUUUUUAUGAUUGCAAAUUGUUCUGUAAGAAGAACUUUUUUCUGACAUGAUUUUCCUGGGACGGUUGAAUUUGUUUUUCCAAAAUGAUAAAUUUUAAAAUGUUCAAUGAUUUCAUUUAAACAUGUUUGGACUCGAUUUUGGUAUCUGAAUUAUAAUAUAUAUAUAUACAUAUACAUAUAUUUACGAUGAUGCGUUUUGUUAAAAAGCGAUGAACAUAGAAUGGGCCACGGUGAAGGACGGGUCACUGUUUGUGGGUCCCAACGGUAUUGGCCAAUCAAAAUUUGUGGCAAUCAUCAACAGAAAUAAGCAAAUUACGUUCGAGGAUUGGUCUAAAAAUUUCGAUAAAAUCAAGGAUGUGGCAGGAAUAAAAAAGGAUGGGUACAUGACCUUCGAAUCGUGCGAGUGGAGCAAGGAGCAAAACAAGUUUUUUUUCUUGCCCAAAACGGCGUCAAAUAGUGCUUACGACCGAAUCAAGGAUCGACAACAAGGCUUAAACCUAAUCAUGUCCGCAUCGCCAGAUUUCAAAGAAGUUCAGGUGAAUACAUUAUAAUAUUAUUAUUAACAAAAAUAAUUUGGUAGUUACAGGCAUCGCGUUUAAUAAAUUAAAAUUAAAACACGAUAUUAGAAUAAUUAAACGACACGUAAAGGUAACACCUUUAUUGAUUUAAUAUUGAUAACAAGAAAAUAGCGAUUUAAAUUAAAAUUAAAAAUACUGGCACAGUGAGGUUAAUAUUUCACAUUACAAUAGUUAUUGUUUAUCGGACCAUCAUAGGUCAGGUGCGUUGACGCACGUACUGAACUACUUAAUUAUACUUAUUGCACGUUGCUUACGAUAUAAUUUUGGCAUUAUAAUAUAUAACGUAGAUACCUAUAUAUAUAUAUAUAGUGGGUAAACUAUAAAAUAUAACCGUUAACUCGCCUGUUUUUCGUUUAAAUAUUUUAGAAAGAAGGCAAUAUCACUGAGGUCUACACUGAUCGCGGCUAUUCUAGUUUCAAGUUUCUGCCCUACACCAAAGACCAAGUAAUUGUCGCGUUGCAAACUUCAGAAAUCACCAACGAAACGCACAUUAUAGCGUUCAACACUAACGGAAGUGUACUCUAUAAGCCAACCAAAGUAGCCGAUAUUAAAUUUGAAGGAUUCGAAUUUGUAUGAGUCCCGGCUCCCGGUAACCGGGUUACUUUUAAAUCCGAUCGAUUUUUUUUUUGUUUUUUUACCAAUAAAGUUAAUGCUCAGAUUUCUCGGUUUUUUUUUUUUUUUUUAUGUAUUCCAUUGUAUACUUGAUAGGAUUUUAAUGUUUAAAUUAAAUUUAACUAUUAAGAUUAAUAUAUUAAUGUGUUUAGUAUUAUAACUUUGAUAUUGAAUAGCUAAUGAAGUAGGUACAAUUGUGUAUGAAAAUAUAAUAUUAUAUAUUAAUGUUUAUUAUAUUUGUAUUUGUAUAACGUCACAUGUUAUAUUUCCUAAAAGUUGAUCGUAUGUUUUUUGUCCGAAACACGUUAGGGCUACCGAAACUUAAAUUGGAAAUCGUAAUAAUCUGUAACUAACUAUAUUCCGUCCAUUAUGUUUUAAAUUGUUGAACUUAUUGUUUUAUUUUAUUUAAGAUUAUUUAGCUAAAAUUAUGACAGUUGAACAAUUAUUAAGAAUAUCGAUAUGCAUAGUGAAUGUAUAAGGUAAUAUUCGAACAUACAAUAACAUUAGGGUAAUAAAUUAAAUUUAUAUCGUUCAUACAAUUAUACCUAAUGAGACUAAUUAAAAUAAACAGAAUGAAAUUUCAAUGCGAUUAGGUACAAUAGAUACAAUAGGAAAUAUAAUAAUUAAGUAGAAAUAAACAAAAAUAAAUGUUACAGACCAUAGAGUAUAGCGUGCUUGUGGUGAGGAGAGAUAUUAGUGGUUCAAUUGAAGAAUAUAAAUUAGUAAUACAUUUUCACAAGAUUGAUGAGACGGAAUUUAAUGUUGGAUUGUUGUUUGUGACAGCUUUUGCAUAUGAUCUAAUUCUGGGCUUGGCUUAAGUAUUUGAGAACUCAGGUGGAGGAGCCUUUGAGAACGAUAUGAGUAUAAGGUAUAUUUUAUUUAAACCAGACGAAUGUUUAUUAUCGUGAAACAAUUUGCCUUUUUGUACGUAGGACAUCCUUUAUAAUUAGCGGUAUUUGUGCCAGAGCACUAAGUACAUUUGCCCGGUAAGUCGCGCGACUUGUUGCAUUCUUCGGUUAAACGGUUCAGGCUAUAUUUAACGCAACGAAGAAUAUGUGAACAAUAUCGAAACGUUGGCCCCUUAUGAUUGGUACCACUUACAUUGUGUCUGAUGACGAAUUUCUUUUGGUUUUUCGAUGAUGACUUUGAAAUGAAGUAGCUUUGUUAGUUUAAAACCAUCAAAGUUAAACUCGUUGUUUGCAAGAUUAAUAGUGAAAAAUGACAUUGGAAAUUUUCUGGCACUAUUUAAAAUAUCUUCAACGCCUAAAACGGAGAAACUUAGUUUGGUUAGGGCCGCUUCAAUAUCUACUACGGGAGUAGAAUGAUGGAGGCGGUAAAUUAUCGCAACGAUUGGGUGGAUGAAGCGAGGUGUAUAAGUAUGUAAUCUGUCCCCAAGAGAUAAUUCAAAAGUUUUUUGCAAUGGUUACAGUUAUUGGUUGAAAUUUUUAGGAACUCAAGGUGAACCCACUUUAUCCCACGACAGAAAUGAUAUCGCACUUUAGCUGAUUGGAAUUGGUCAGGUUUUUGAUAUAUAUUUAUGGUCACUUACAGGUAUCCCAAUCUGAAGAACUGGCCACCGGUGGAGGCGGUGGAUCGACUGUGACUUUGCCUUUUAUGGGAGGCGUAUCUGGGACUGGUGGGGAGCUGAAUACAUCGGGUGGUGAAUCAAUGUCCUUAGAUAGUGAGGCAUAUCGGUUUAGAGUGACAGCAAUUUUGGAUAUUUUAUCAGUAGAACUCAGAGACGACAAUGAUGACGAAAACGAUGAUAAAUUACGUUUUGUCUAAUCAGUAUUUCGAGACAUGGUCGGUUUUUAUGUAAUUAUUUAACGUAGCAUUUUAAUGAGCAGUUAUAUUGAUAAAAGUAGAAUGGCCGUUGCGAUAGCGCUAAGGAGCGUGAUACGUGUGUUUGAUGCGACGUUCAAUACAACACUGAUUUUUAAAUUUAAACUAUUUUUACGGAGCCAAUAAUUUGUAACCCCAUUAAUUCAAAAUUUGAACUUUAAAUACUUAUAACAAAAACAGCGUGACUACAGAUUUCCAAUACUUUUGUAGUGCUAUAAAAAUGACUUAUGAAUCAUAAGUUAAUAAUUAAUAAAUAAUUUAGAAUCAUUUAUCAUAAAACAAUUUCGUGUAAUAUUGCAAUUAAUUU
Cinara cedri is the source of this 14387-nucleotide messenger RNA. NCBI's taxonomy places the organism in Eukaryota, Metazoa, Arthropoda, Insecta, Hemiptera, Aphididae. The record is from the annotation of a GenBank genome assembly.